ACGUAACUAGUUUUUAUCAAAAACCCUAAUACUCUCUUCUUCGGCACAUAAAGAAUUUCUUCGCCGCUCAAUUACUUCGAACAGCUUCUCUCAGCCGGCGAAAAUGGGUUUUAAGAGAUUCGUGGAGAUUGGGGGAGUGGCGCUCGUUAACUACGGCGAAGAUUACGGAAAGCUUGUGGUUAUCGUCGAUGUAGUCGACCAAAACAGGGCACUUGUGGAUGCCCCUGACAUGGAGAGAAUCCAGAUGAAUUUGAAGAGAUUGUCUCUUACUGACAUUGUGAUUGAUAUCAACAGAGUGCCCAAGAAGAAGCAUUUGGUUGAGGCAAUGGAGAAGGCUGAUGUGAAGAACAAGUGGGAGAAGAGUUCAUGGGGUAGGAAACUUAUUGUGCAGAAGAGAAGAGCUGCACUCAAUGAUUUUGACAGGUUCAAGAUCAUGUUGGCCAAAAUCAAGAGGGCUGGUGUUGUGAGGCAGGAGCUUGCUAAGCUAAAAAGGGAGACCGCUGCUUGAUUUCUUAAUUAUUAUAAUCGUUAUCAUUACCAAUUCUUAUUUUGGAACUUGUUUUUAGUGCAAAUUAUGAUAUCAAUUUUGCUGAUUGUUAGCUACUAUCUAGUGAGUAUUUGGCUAUAGGGGAUUUUUUUUUUUUUUAGUUUUUCUUCCUAAAGUCUUGAUAUGAUUGGCCUGGUCAUAUUGUAUUAUUGUUAAACAACCUAGGAAUUGAAACAUACUUCGAGUAUC
Molecule: messenger RNA, 736 nt
Organism: Arabidopsis lyrata subsp. lyrata
Lineage: Eukaryota; Viridiplantae; Streptophyta; Magnoliopsida; Brassicales; Brassicaceae
Product: 60S ribosomal protein L14-1
Exons: 5
Coding region: 104-508 (134 amino acids)
Biological process (GO): ribosomal large subunit biogenesis; translation
Cellular component (GO): ribosome; cytosolic large ribosomal subunit
Molecular function (GO): RNA binding; structural constituent of ribosome
Source: RefSeq, a predicted model, not a curated record